AUCUAAAUGUUACCUUUUUGGGAGGUGGAAUUCUACCUUAUAAAAUUGCAUUUAACUCAUUAUUUAAUUAAUUUUAAAAGUUAAACUGGAAGAACUCACAACACAGCACAACACGACAGACAGACAGGAAACUAAAGAUAGAUUGUAGAUGGGAAAUGAACCGAGUAGUCUACUUGUCUUACUUUUCAGCAACUUCCAUCACCCUCUCUCUCUUCUUCUGGAUUCUGGAAAUGAGAGCCGGGCUUGGUACGAUUCUGCAAACUCUGACGUCGGAGGCCGCAAGUAUUUUGAACCAGUCAAUUGCCGAGGCGGGUCGCCGUAACCAUGGCCAGACUACGCCGGUCCAUGUGGCUGCAACUCUGUUGGCUUCGCCAACUGGGUUCCUUCGCCAGGCCUGCAUCAAGUCCCAUCCCAAUUCAUCGCACCCACUUCAGUGCAGAGCUCUCGAGCUCUGUUUCAGCGUCGCUCUUGAGCGAUUACCGACGGCCCAAAACGUCUCCGCCGGCUCAGAACCACCGAUUUCCAAUGCGCUAAUGGCAGCUCUUAAACGUGCUCAAGCUCACCAACGUCGCGGCUCUUCCGAAUUGCAGCAACAGCCCAUGUUAGCGGUGAAGGUUGAGUUCGAGCAGCUAGUUAUAUCGAUUCUCGAUGACCCAAGCGUCAGUAGAAUUAUGCGGGAGGCGACCUUUUCGAGCCCUGCUGUUAAAGCUACGAUUGAACGGUCUUUGAACUCGUCGGCAUCUGUGGUGAAUUCGUCCCCUAUUGGAUUAGGUAGCUACCCUUCUCCGAUGCCUAAUCGGAAUCUUUAUUUGAAUCCACGGCUGCAUCAAGGAAAUGUUUCCCAAUUGGGUCAACCGAGAGGAGACGAAGUGAAACGAAUCAUGGAUAUUUUGCUCAGAACGACCAAGAGAAAUCCAAUCAUAGUUGGGGAUUCGGAAACAGAUGCAAUGGUAGAAGAAUUUAUCAGGCGGAUUGAAAAGAAAGAACUGACUGAAGGGCCGCUGGAGAAUGCUGAGAUUAUAUAUUUGGAGAAGGAACUUUCAUCAGAUGGAGCACAAAUAUCCACAAAACUUGAAGAAUUGGAAGAUAUGUUAGCGACCCGAAUGACCAAAUCAAAUUGCGGGAGCGUAAUUCUAAACUUGGGGAAUCUAAAAUGGUUGAUUGAGCAGCCGGCGAGUUCUGUUGCCCCAGGUUCCGGCGUGGUGCUGCAGCCAGUUGUAUCAGAGGCCGGCCGCGUUGCCGUUCAGAAGAUUGGAAAGCUAUUGAUGAGGUUCAGGGAGGAAACUUCUGGCCGGCUGUGGUUGAUCGGAACUGCUACUUGUGAUACCUUCUUGAGAUGCCAAAUCUAUCAUCCCUCCAUCGAAAAUGAUUGGGAUUUACACGUUGUUCCCAUUGUGGCUAAAGCCCCUCGUUCUGGGUUAUAUCAAAGGCUUGGAACAAAGGAGAUUCUAGGAAGUUCAACUGAAUCAUCGUCGCCAUUGAAGUUCUUUCCAACUUCUCCCAUUACCCAACUGAGACAUGAAUCUGAGACGCUAAAUUCUGGUCCGGAAAAAACUUGCUGCCCACAGUGUAUGCACAAGUAUGAACAAGAACUACACAAACUCAUGAACGAGGAGUCUGAGAAAUCUUCUUCAGGAGUCAAAACCGAUAGUAAUCACGCUCUUCUGCCGCACUGGCUGCAAAAGGCUAAAGCUGAUGCACCUAAUGCCGAAUCAAUUGAUUCAAAACAGAGUAAGGACCAUGAAUUGGUAAAGCAGAGGACCCGAGAGCUGCAAAUGAAAUGGAACCAUACAUGCUUGCGCCUUCAUCCCAAUUUUCAUCAGCCAAACUUUUGCAGUUCUACAGGAAUCUCGACAAUGGGAUUAUAUAGCCAUAACUUGCUCAAGUCACAUCCCUGUCAGCCUAGGCUAGAACUGAAUAAAAGCCUUGGAAGAGCUCUAGAGCUGAAUAUGAAUCCACAACCCAACCAAUCAUCUGACAACAGCACAAUACGAACGGAAUUGAUUCUUGGGCAAGGAAAGCUAUGGGGUAGCAUUCCUGAACAAACACAUGAAGACAUCACCAAAGAAUUUAAAUCUUCAGGACCAGAGAUGAAGUCUCCUUUGGUCCUUCAAAGCGCCAAACUGCUUGGUAUAACAGAUGUUGAUUCAUACAAGAAGAUCCUUAAAGUUUGUAUGGAAAAGGUAUGGUGGCAGCGAGAUGCAGCAUCUGCUGUGGCUAACACCAUAACUCAACGCAAAUUGGGCAACAGGAAACGUCAUAGUGCUGGAUCAAGAGGAGACAUUUGGCUAUUAUUUGCGGGGCCUGACAAAGUUGGCAAGAAGAAGAUGGCAUCAGCUCUUUCAGAGCUGGUAUCUGGGUCCAUCCUGGUCACAAUUUGUCUCGGUACGCAACGUAAUGAUAGAGGAUUCGCCAAUAAUUUUCGCGGGAGAACGCCGUUAGAUCAAAUUUCAGAGGCUGUUCGGAAUAAUCCAUUUUCAGUGAUAGUUCUUGAGAACAUUGAUGAAGCAGAUGUUCUAUUUCGUGGGAGUAUAAAACGGGCAAUAGAAAGCGGUCGGCUUACUGAUUCCCAUGGCCGUGAAAUCAGCCUUGGUAAUGUUAUUUUCAUCCUUACAACUGUCUGGCUACCUGACGAUCUAAAGUACUUGUAUGAUCAUAAUAGUCUUGGAGAAAAGGAGCUUGCAAAUUUAGCUACUGAAAAUUGGCAAUUGAGGUUAUCUCUAUCAGAAAGGCUACCAAAACGUCGAGCAAAUUGGCUUUGUAAUGAAGAAAGGUCUACAAAAACCAGGAAAGAUACAAAUCCAGGCUUGUUUUUUGAUUUGAAUGAGGCCGCUAAUACAGAGGACGACACUGCAGAUGGGUCAAACAAUUCAAGCGACCUCACAAAUGAUUAUGAAGAUGAAUAUGGGCUGAGCAAGAUGGAAUCAACCACAACUUCACCAGUGUUGAGUGAGCUUCGGGAAAUCGUCGACGAUGUUAUUAUCUUCAAGCCAGUCAAUUUCAAUCACUUAGCCUGCGACAUUAAAACUUCAAUCAAUGAAAAAUUCUCCAGCAUUAUUGGAGAGGGAGUCUCGAUCGAGUUACAAGACCAGGCUGUUCAAAAAAUUGUAGCUGGGGUAUGGUUGGGGGAAACUGGUUUAGAAGAAUGGGCAGAGAAAGCACUAGCUCCUUGCUUCAACCAACUCAAGACCUGCUUUCCAAAAACAGCAGGCAGCAUGCGAGACAAGUCAGUAAUGGUUGCUCUGGAAGUAGACCGUGAAUCAGGCAGCGGAAGCCAAGGAGAUGGGCUACCAAGUAAGAUCAAAGUAGUGACAGCAGUAAAUGGGUGAUGAGAAUACUUUCAUUAUUUCAACUUCUUGAGAAGCUUGUAUAUAUGCACAUAUAGUUUUUCCCCAAGGCUAGGAGAGGGAAGGUGUUUUAACAGCUUCUAGAUAGGCCACAAACAAAUAGUUGAUAAACAGAAAGCAGAGAAGGAGAUUGAUAGGGAGCUUCGACAAAACAAAAAACAAAAAAAACAAAAAAACAGGAUCUUGUUCUUUCUUUUCCCCUUGGAAUUAUUUAAUUCAAUUGCGUUCACCUCCAUCCAGUAUUCUCUGUCGUGGGUCUUCCUCUCAUGAGUUCCAAAAUGUAAAGAAAAAAGAAGGCAUUGUUUAUUUGCAGGUGCAAUGAUAUGGGUCAAAUAUGGAAAUGACAAAGAUGAGCGAAAGCUUUUGUGUCCUUUUUGGCUCAACACUUUGUAGGCGGAGUUUUGGUUAAGGACUCUAACGCGGAUUCAAAGGGCAAAAGCCAAAAUAUUAUUGACGUGAAGUUGCGUAAAUUCUGAAAGCUCGGCCAUUUUGUGUGGCUGAUAGUGGGAGAAUAAGAAAGCGACAAAGUGAGAGGAGCGUUUGUUUCCUUUGCUUCGUGGCCGCAGCCGCCGCUUUGUGUUUCUUCUGCGUUCAACUUCAUACCCUCUCAGAUUCAAAUUAAACGCCACAGAAAUAUUUGUGUGGGAGUCCCCCAUGACAUGUUGUCCCUCUUGGAAUCCACAUGUUUAGUUACCUAUUAUCGAUGUAAAUGGGAGAUAUGAAUUCAAUGACUUUGUUUCAUGUUGAAUGCAAUAUGUUUGGUGAAGAAAAGAAAACAUCUGCAUUGAUUAUGACAA
Messenger RNA from Cucurbita pepo subsp. pepo (vegetable marrow), 4144 nucleotides. NCBI's taxonomy places the organism in Eukaryota, Viridiplantae, Streptophyta, Magnoliopsida, Cucurbitales, Cucurbitaceae. The record is from RefSeq and is a predicted model, not a curated record.